AGCAUCCACCAAACGGUAAUCAUCCACCCCUCUCUCUUAAACAGUAUCUGAUGUUAACGUUAAUGGCGGCUGCUAUUUUAUACUCCAAUUAAUGCAUACUCUAUCUAUAUUGUAAUUGAUAAUUGUAAAAUACCCAACAAUUAUAUCAUACACUUCAUGUGUGGUGUUUUUUGUGCUUAAUCAUUUCCUGGGUUACUAUUUUAUAUAUGUCACUUUAGGAGAUGAUACUUUUGGUUUUUUGAGGAAAGAUUAUAGAUGGGUUUUUAGUUUCAGCUUUAUUUUAUGAUUUUGAGCUUUUGGGAUUGAUCUGGAUUGAGAUUUUGAGCUCUGAAUUAUAUUCAUCAAUUUUAAGAUUCAGGGGAGAAGUUGGAUUCUUGUGAGUUUGAAUUGGAUUACAAGGACUAUUGAUAUCUCGAUUGGGUGGUUUAUUAUCAUGGGAGUUUUUUUGAUCUAGGGAUCAUAGGCAAAAGGUAGUGAGUUUGGUGAAGUUUUGUAGUGCUUGAUUUUGGAGAAGCAUCUUGUUGAUUGGGAUAUCGAGUUGGUUCUGGAAGCAAUCGUUGUUUGUAUUGGUUUCAGAUUUGGGAAUAGUAAUGGAGAAGCAGGUUAGUUUUCGGCUUGGGAAAUUGGAAAAACAGACUAGUGUUAGAGGAGUGAUGGAAAAACAUUCGAGCUUUAGAGGGGAGAGGCAUAUGGAAAAGCAACAGAGUUUCCGUGGUGGGGGAAUGGAGAAGCAGAAGAGUUUUCGAGGAUUGAUGGAAAAACAGAAGAGCUUUAGGAUAGCUAUGGAGAGACAGCUUAGCUUUGGUGGUGAGAGGAAGAAGAGCAAAGAAUCACCUGGAAAGAGAGGAGAUUCUCCACUUCAUCUUGCUGCUCGAGGUGGGAAUUUAUUGAAGGUUAUUGAUAUACUUCAGAGGUUUGAUGCAAAUGCUAUAAGAGAUUGGCUAUCAAAGAAAAAUCAAGAGGGUGAGACUGCUUUGUAUGUUGCCGCGGAAAAUGGGCAUGCACUUGUUGUUGAAGAAUUUUUGAAACAUCUGGAUCUUCAGACUGCCUCUAUUGCAGCCAAUAAUGGUUAUGAUCCUUUCCAUGUUGCAGCGAAGCAGGGCCAACUUGAUGUCCUAAAAGUACUUCUGCAAUCUUUCCCCAACCUGGUUAUGACUACUGAUGCAUCAAACUCUACUGCCUUGCACACUGCUGCAGCUCAAGGGCACAUUGAUGUAGUCAAUUUGCUUCUUGAUGCUGAUUCCAACCUUGCCAAAAUAGCUCGGAACAAUGGAAAGACUGUGCUCCAUACAGCAGCAAGGAUGGGCCACUUGGAAGUUGCAAAAUCUCUUUUAAGCAAAGAUCCAAGCAUUGGGUUCAGGGCUGAUUUGAAAGGACAAACUGCACUGCAUAUGGCAGUGAAAGGAAAAAAUGUUGAAAUUGUGCAAGAACUAAUUAAACCUGACCCCUCGGUACUUUGUUUAGAAGAUAGCAAGGGAAACACACCGCUGCACAUUGCAACAAGGAAGGGUUGUAUUCAGAUCGUGUCUUGCCUAGUAUCCAUUGACGGCAUAAAUGUUAAUGCCGUAAACAAGGCAGGAGAAACCCCUCUUGAUAUUGCAGUGAAAUUUGGAACACCUGAACUUGUUGCCGUUUUAAAAGAGGCAGGUGCCUGUAAUGGAAAACCUCCAACUGCAGCAAAACAACUCAAGCAGACUGUCAGUGACAUAAAGCAUGACGUUGAGUCGCAAAUCCAGCAGACUCGUCAAACUGGCUUCAGGGUAAAGAAAAUUGUGAAGAGAAUAAAGAAGCUCCACAUCAGUGGUCUGAACAAUGCCAUAAAUUCAGCAACUGUUGUUGCUGUCCUUAUUGCUACAGUAGCUUUUGCAGCAAUCUUUACCGUACCUGGUCAGUAUGUUGAGGUUAACACUCCUGGAAACUCCCUCGGUGAAGCACAUAUAGCCAAGGAUCCUGCUUUUAUCAUAUUCUUUUUGUUUGAUAGUUUGGCAUUGUUUAUCUCUCUGGCUGUUGUUGUAGUGCAGACUUCUGUGGUUGUGAUAGAAGAAAAAGCAAAGAAGCAACUCAUGUUUGUCAUAAACAAGCUUAUGUGGUUGGCCUGCGUUUCCAUUUCAAUUGCUUUUAUUUCUCUCACGUAUGUGGUUGUGGGUGCCCAUGAACGGUGGCUUGCUGUGUAUGCAACUGUUAUUGGUAGCUCAAUCAUGCUUACUACCAUUGGCUCCAUGUGUUAUUGUGUAGUUCGGCAUAGGUUGGAGGAGUCAAAGAUGAGGAGUAUAAGAAGAUCCGAGACCCCCCGUUCUGUUUCAAUGUCAUCAGAUCCUGAGCUGUAUAAUGAAAAAUAUAAGAGGAUGUAUGCAGUUUAAGAGAUGUUUGACAGCUUGACAUCCACAUAUGACUGAAGAAGUGCAAAUGAAGUUGAAACGGUCUCCUACUCUUCUAGGACCAUAUAUAUAUAGAUACAGAUAUAUAUUAUUGAAUAAAAGUUGAAAUGUUCCCGGAAGUAGUUGGAAGACUUGCGUCUAGAGGACUAUGAUGCAAGAUUGCUAACAGAUAACGGUUAUCAUCACCUCAUUGAUUGUUUAUGUUGUUGGUAUACGGGGGAGGAUGAUAUUAGAUGGAAUUAAGCCGAUUCUACAUGCUGUGGAUCAAGUUGGAUCUCCAGAGCAACAAGGUGAUAAUUUCUGAUGUAGAAUAUAAUUUUGCAAGAGUCUCAACAAGAUCGAUGGAAAAAUGUAUGAAUGAAUCUUUAUGUAUAUAUGUAAGUCAUUUUCAAUGAAAUCCUGCUAUCCUGUGGUUUCUCCA
Molecule: messenger RNA, 2799 nt
Organism: Daucus carota subsp. sativus
Lineage: Eukaryota; Viridiplantae; Streptophyta; Magnoliopsida; Apiales; Apiaceae
Product: ankyrin repeat-containing protein At5g02620
Exons: 3
Coding region: 591-2360 (589 amino acids)
Cellular component (GO): plasma membrane
Molecular function (GO): protein binding
Source: RefSeq, a predicted model, not a curated record